This is a messenger RNA of Leptopilina boulardi, 738 nucleotides long. RefSeq names its product myosuppressin (gene Ms). Bases 240 to 536 code for a protein of 98 amino acids. The record is from RefSeq and is a predicted model, not a curated record. Lineage: Eukaryota; Metazoa; Arthropoda; Insecta; Hymenoptera; Figitidae. The transcript has 3 exons.
GAUAGGUGCUUCUGUCUCAUCACUGUAUCGCCACCGGCAGACUUGAAGCACGUUGGGGAACAUCCCAAAAUAAUAAUAAAAGAAGAAGAUUCGUAUUUCGAUCUUCGAUCUAAAAAAAAGUCGCGCUCUUUAUUAUUAAAAAAAAAAAAAAAAAAAAAAAAAAAAUUAAAAUUCAGUGAUUUCAUCUCGAGAUUUUUCAAGAAAACCCUGUUACUUAAUUCUUCAUAAAAAAAACAGACAUGAAAUGCAAUAAUGGAGUUUUACUUUUGGCUUCGGCAACAAUUGUCAUAAUUUUCUCAGGUGAAGUAUUCGGCAUGCCUCCGGCUCAAUGUAGUCCUGGAUUUUUGGAUGAAAUUCCUCCAAGGAUUCGUAAAGUUUGCGCAGCUCUAUCCACAUUAUAUGAACUAGGGACCGCGAUGGAAAACUACAUCGAGGAUAAAGUUUCAGUUCUUCACGAGACUGUUCCUUUGCCUGACAGUGGUGUAAAACGUCAGGAUGUUGAUCACGUAUUUCUACGUUUUGGAAAACGACGUUAGACAACUUUGGCAUUCUAAAAAAAACAAAAAGCAAGAUGAUGAUUCCUGCGCGAGACGAAGGGAAAUUUUUUUUUGCAAGGAACCAUCGUCAUUAAGUCCAAUUUGUAAUGCAAUAAAUAUGCUCUUUUAUUCAAUAUUUCAUCAUCCAAAAAACAAAUAAAAAAAAGUUAAGUAAAAAUUGAAAAUAAAAAUUAACAAAAAA